AUCUGGGACUCUCUUCCUGAUCUGGGAGUUGAUCUCACCAGCUUUAAGCAUCAACAGCACUGUCAUUUAAUCCUACUCACUUUUAUAUACAUUUCCAAAAGUUGUACGGAAUUUUUUUUUGAUUAAAGUGAUCCGACCCACAGUGAUGGCUACAAUAAUGAGCCCAUACUCAUGGACAGAGGGUCUGGACUCUCCUGCUGGCGAAGGAAAGCCAAGGGCUGGGCUCACAGCUCACGAAUCUUCAGGCAGGAACAAAGCUGAGCCACGAAUCCGGAGACCCAUGAAUGCAUUCAUGGUCUGGGCUAAGGAUGAGAGGAAACAACUAGCAAUCCAAAACCCUGAUCUACACAAUGCAGAGCUCAGCAAAAUGCUGGGCAAAUCAUGGAAAGCACUCAGUCCUUCACAGAAGAGGCCUUUUGUGGAAGAAGCUGAAAGAUUGCGAGUCCAGCAUAUGCAGGAUCAUCCUAAUUACAAAUACAGGCCACGGAGGAAAAAACAGAUCAAACGUCUCUGCAAACGUGUAGACCCCAGCUUCCUGCUCAACAACUUCCCCCAUGAUCAGCCUCCUGUCCACACUGGAAGAAUGUGCAGUAGACCUCUGGAGGAGGAAGAGGAUAAAGGCUAUCCACCAGCCUCAAGACUUCCUGCAAUCAGGAGAUUCAGGGAAACACAGACAACAAACAACAGCUUCGACAACUAUGGACUACCCACUCCUGAGAUGUCCCCUUUAGAUGUGAUUGAUUCCGAUCACAGUUUCUUUCCACCUCCAUGUACAGAAGAUUCACCCUCUCAGAUGAAUGGAAUAAUGUAUCGGUCAGAUUACAGUCAAAGCCCCAUUCAAUGUGGACAUCUCAGUCAGAUUUCAAUCCCCCAGAAUAGAUCUACCACAAUGCACCCUGCAGCCAGCCAUCCUCCACCACCUCCUUAUUAUAACCGGCUCCAGCAUCCAGCCUUCCAGUCCAUGAACUCAGGCACAUCUGUCCACCUUUCUCCCCCUCAUGACCACCAUCAUCUAGAUAACCUGGAACAUAUCAGCCAGGCUGAGCUUUUAGGAGAAGUGGACCGCAAUGAGUUUGAUCAGUAUUUGAACACCUCUAGUCAUCUAAAUCAAGCAGGGAUGGUAAUUAAUUCACAUCUACCUGACGUCAGUUCAUCUGGAGGCACAAGUUCAGAGAGGAGCCUUAUAUCUGUGUUAGCAGAUGCUACUGCAGCAUAUUACAAUAGCUACAGUGGCUCCUAGACCAAACAAGUGACCUGAACUUUUCUGAGUAACAACAGUAUUAUUUACAAAGAUCGCUGGACAUUGAAAUAUCCUCAGGAUAGCAAAAUAUAGUAGUAAUGAAGGUCCGCCAAUAUAUUUAUGUAAAUAAAUUCUUAAGACACUUUCAAAAAUCAAAAACCUACUUGACUCUGUCCAUCUCUUUCCAUAGCUCUUUAUUUUCUGUAGCUUUUCUGUUUGUAAAUAGUUUAAGACGUAUUUAAUAUCCAGUGACUUUUUAAAAAUUGUUGGUUUGUAAGCCUUUACACUCUGAAUAAAUAUAAUGGAUAAUGAAUUUAUCUCUGAAUAAAUUCAUAAA
This is a messenger RNA of Carcharodon carcharias (great white shark), 1577 nucleotides long. Its product is annotated as transcription factor Sox-7-like. The record is from RefSeq and is a predicted model, not a curated record. Gene Ontology annotation, biological process: anatomical structure morphogenesis; regulation of DNA-templated transcription; cell differentiation. The coding region runs from base 146 to 1240 and encodes 364 amino acids. Gene Ontology annotation, molecular function: DNA-binding transcription factor activity, RNA polymerase II-specific; RNA polymerase II cis-regulatory region sequence-specific DNA binding. NCBI's taxonomy places the organism in Eukaryota, Metazoa, Chordata, Chondrichthyes, Lamniformes, Lamnidae. The transcript has 2 exons.